Molecule: messenger RNA, 1653 nt
Organism: Aspergillus wentii DTO 134E9
Lineage: Eukaryota; Fungi; Ascomycota; Eurotiomycetes; Eurotiales; Aspergillaceae
Product: TPR domain protein
Exons: 1
Coding region: 1-1653 (550 amino acids)
Cellular component (GO): intracellular anatomical structure
Molecular function (GO): protein binding
Source: RefSeq, a predicted model, not a curated record
AUGGCCAACCCACGAGCUUAUUUCGACUUGGGCUCUUUCCACAGAAAGAUUACAACAACCAGUCAUGAAGCUCAAAUAUGGUUCAACCGUGGCCUCGUCUGGUCAUAUGGCUUCAACCAUGGAGAGGCAGCCAACUGCUUCAACAAGGCGAUUGCGGAGGAUCCUGCCUGCGGCAUGGCAUACUGGGGACUCGCAUAUGCCCUAGGUCCCAACUAUAAUAAGCCGUGGCAAGCAUUUGAUGAAGAAGAACUGAAAACAGCUGUUGAAAAGACUCGUCGAGCAGCUCAAGAUGCGAAAGCCCAUAUGGGCACUGCGACACCGGUCGAAAAGGCGUUGAUCGACGCGAUCCGGCUUCGAUACCCCGAAGGCCAGCCAUCAAAGGACUGUUCCGGAUGGAAUUCCGGUUAUUCGCAGGCAAUGCGCACCGUUUAUUACGCUUUUCAAGACGACCUAGACGUGGUAACGCUAUACGCGGAUGCACUGAUGAAUGAGACACCAUGGGAAUUGUGGGAUUUGAAGACAGGAAAACCAGCUGAAAAUGCGCAUACAUUGGAAAUUAAAUCUAUCCUUGAUCGUGCUCUUACUCGAGAUGAUGCACGUCGUCAUCCGGGUUUAUUGCACCUCUAUAUUCACCUCAUGGAAAUGUCUAGCACCCCAGAACUCGCCUUAAAUGCAGCAGACCAUCUCCGAGGACUCGUCCCUGACGCCGGACAUCUUCACCAUAUGCCAACUCAUCUAGAUAUUCUCUGCGGUGAUUAUCGACGGGCGAUUGCUUCCAACUCUGAGGCCAUUCGAGCAGACGAACGCUUCGUUGCUCGUGUAGGACCGGUCAAUUUCUAUACCCUCUACCGAGCGCACAACUAUCACUUUCGCAUAUAUGCCGCCAUGUUUGCCGGGCAGUCCAAGGUAGCUCUGGAUACGGUCUCGCAAUUGGAAUCGUCUAUCCCGGAGGAAUUGUUGCGCAUUGAAUCCCCGCCGAUGGCAGACUGGUUGGAAGGAUUCCUGGCGAUGCGCGUGCAUGUCCUUAUUCGAUUUGGACUAUGGAAUGACAUUUUGGAUAUUUCCUUACCGUCUGAUCAGAAACUAUACUGUGUUAGCACGGCAAUGAUCCACUAUGCCAAAGGCGUUUCACUGGCAGCGACAGGAAGGGUGAAAGAGGCAGAAACAGAACGAACUCUUUUCCAUCAAGCACUGAAAUCAGUACCAGCAAGUCGCACACUAUUCAACAAUAAAUGCGUCGAUAUCCUCGCCAUCGCCAACUCCAUGUUGGAUGGAGAACUCGAAUACCGUCGGGGAAAUAUCAAUGCAGCGUUCAAUCAUCUCCGGAAGUCCAUAUCAUUAGACGACAAUCUACCAUAUGACGAGCCUUGGGGAUGGAUGCAACCAACACGGCAUGCGUAUGCGGCACUUCUACUUGAGCAAGGUCAGAUAGAGGAUGCAGCAGCCGUGUAUAGUGCUGAUCUGGGAAUGGAUGAUACAUUGCCUCGUUCGCUGCAGCAUCCGAAUAAUGUCUGGGCACUCCACGGGUACCAUGAGUGUCUACUGCGACUCGACCGAAAAGCAGAAGCGCAAAUUGUGAACCAGCAAUUGAAGCUGGCGAUGGCGACAGCCGACGUCCCGGUCAAAUCAUCAUGUUUCUGCCGACGAUGUUGA